GGAGUGCCAUAGAAGGUAAUUAUACAGACAGUGGCGUGUUUUUAUGCCAGGAAAAAUAAAGUACUUGGUGUCUCGUGCAAUUUCAGAGCCUGAUUUCAAAAGGAUCGUAACAAGGAGAAAAUAAAAUGUAGUUUGGUAGACUGCUCCACGGGAUAUAUUUGUUAAUGGAGUGUUUCUACACCAUUGUACCAGCAUGAGAAAAACAGGAUCAUUGCUGAUUUGAAGCCUGAAAAAAUGAGCAGGCAUAUCUGUUGGAUUUGUAAGCUAUGCAGAGAUGAAUCUAAGAGGCUCCCUUCAAACCUUACUUUGGAUGAAGUUUUAAAAUGGGCCCAAUCUUUGGAAAGUCUGAUGGCUACAAAAUAUGGCCCAAUAGUGUACACAGCAUAUUUAAAAUUGGAGCACAGUGAUGAGAACAUUAAAUUCUGGAUGGCAUGUGAAACCUACAAGAAAAUUGCUUCACGAAGGGGCAGAAUUUCUAGGGCAAAAAAGCUUUACAAUAUCUACAUCCAGCCACAGUCUCCUAGAGAGAUUAACAUCGACAGUACAACACGGGAAGCUAUCAUCAAAAGCAUUCGUGAACCCACUCAAACAUGCUUUGAAGAAGCUCAGAAGAUUGUAUACAUGCACAUGGAAAUGGAUUCUUACCCCAGAUUUUUAAAGUCUGAAAUGUACCAACAACUCCUGAAAACUGUUCAAUCCCAAAGCUCUUGAUUACUACACAGAAGUUUAAAUGGAAGAUGGCAUGUUGCAAGUGCUAAUGGAAUUUAGAAAAAGACACAAGAUGAGAAUGAAGGGAGAAAGGAAACAGAAACCAAGUCCUGAGUUGAUCUCUAGUUCCCAAGGGAAAGUCAUUCCAAACCUAAAAAGCUCCCAGAUGCUGUGACACAAUUUAUAGCAUCCUUACAGAGAGGAAUUAACAGAGAAGAAAAAAAUCAGCUUCCUCUUAUCAUAUAAGCACUAUAACAUUUUUGCUAUAGUAGGCAACUAAUGAUAUUUUUCAUUAAAAAAAUUGGCAGUCAUAGCACAAAUAACGGGUUUUGAAACCAUUGCUCCAUGAAUUUUGUCUUUAUAUAUUCUAUAGAUAUGCUCAGAAUAUCUUGAAUUAGUAUAUAAACAUAUAAGUCAUAUUAUAAUUUGUUGAAUUUUAACAUAAUCAGUAUAUAUUAAUCAUAGUGUAUUAAUAUGAUAUUAAGAAGAAAUUUAGCUAUAAAAUUUUCCCAGCAGCAUGUCCAUGAUUGACCUUAGAAGGUCACUUAACCUAUAUCACAUACGUCUUCUACAUGUUAAAUCUUUGGGAUAAUUGUAAGCUUUUAAGAUAUGUGGAUUUUUUUUACAUUUACAAUGUCAUUGGACUAUAAAAUUGGUCUUUUAUUGAGAUUAAUUUCUUCAUAAUAUGGACUCACCAUAGUGUUGGAAAUCAAUCAGUAGAAACUAAAAGCUGUGUGCAUAUUUUUCAAAGACACCUUAUUGUACCUUACUAUGAACAUUUCAAAAGGCCCAAAGUUUGCAAAAGUGAAAAAAAUAAAAUAAAGCAGUUUAACUUGCUUGUUUGAUGUCACCCACUGUCACUUAAACUUUAAAAGAAUUUAGACUCAACCCUCAGAUCUGGAGUUCUGGAGGACCAACAAAACAUACACAGACACAAAAUUUGAACUGUUACCUUUUGUACUGUAAAAAAUGUCAAGUGUGCCUUGACAUUUUUAUUCUGUAAAAAAUGACAUUGUGUUGCCGAUGGACAGAAAGUAUUGAAACUGACCCUCACCGUAUUCCAGAUUCACUUUUCCAUCCUCUUGUUUUGUCUUGGUUUUGAAAGCACCUUAAAAUAGAUUUUUACCCUUCUGGUAUAGCCAAGCUCCCACUCUUCCAAGGAACUCUGAGUUCUCAUAGAACCAUGGUCCUUACUCCUGGAGCUAUUGUGUUCUAUUGAAACUAAAAAAGUAGUCUGCUGAGUCCAUGGUUCACAAGGUUCCAGGCAUUUUAAUUACUGCUUUCUACGUUCAAAGGGGGCACCAGGAGUGACUUCACAGCAAACCACAGUCUAUUCAGAUGCUGAGAAAUGCUAAGGCACAAAACCACCUGCCUCCAGCCCCAGAGAAGCCAGCCAAACAGUAAAUGAAUAAGUGUAGAAUCACUGGUAAUAUAGUAGGGAAAUGUAUGCUUUGACUCCACAUAUGGAAAGAAUACUAAAUGUAUUAUAAGAUACUUAAGUUUCACUUGUGGGUUUCCCAAACUAACAAUUAUAUGAACUUAUUUAGAUCUGUGUAUACUAUAGAGGUUAGAAAAAAAAUGUCACAAUGUCUCUGCUCUUCAGUUUCCUUACUUUUCUUUUUAAAAUUUACUUUACAUUUUAUUUAUUGGGAGGAUUGUAGGUACAUACAUGCAACAUUGCAUGUACAGAAGUCAAAGGACAACUUGUAGAGAGGAGUCAGUUCUCACUACCUUGUGGGUCCCAGGAAUUACUACCAGGCCAUCAGGUUUAAUGGCAAGCACCUUUGUUCAUUAAGUCAUCUCUUAGGACCAAGUUUCCCUUUCUAUGCCCUCUCUUUACUUUCUAAGCCACUCCCCCUAGUCUUCUACUCACUCUCAAACCAAGGCAGACUUUGAACUCAUACAUCUCCUGCCUCAGUCUUCAAAGCUAUUUGGAUCCAUAAGUUUGUUAUAUGCAUCUUCUUGCAUGUUGAAGUAUAUUCCCUCCAAUCCUGUUUUCUCUAGGAUUUAUCAUUGAAGGCAUGUUGGAUUUCAUUGCUCAGCCGUGUUCAUUGCUGCUCUGUUUGCAAUGUAAAUGCCCUUCAACAGAAAGAUAGAUAAUGAAAAUGUGGUACAUAGACACAGUGUAAUUCUAUCCAUCUGUUAAAAUCAUGAAAUUU
Molecule: messenger RNA, 2867 nt
Organism: Mus musculus (house mouse)
Lineage: Eukaryota; Metazoa; Chordata; Mammalia; Rodentia; Muridae
Gene: Rgs13
Product: regulator of G-protein signaling 13
Exons: 6
Coding region: 235-711 (158 amino acids)
Source: RefSeq, a predicted model, not a curated record